GAAUAACUGUUGCUUCCGCCAAAAAGUUACGGCUCCUUGCAAAUUCAAUGAGGGACAGGGCAAGCGCUAAGAAGCUUAGCUUAAAAACAAAAUAUCAAGAAAGAGGGACCUGCCAGGUAGAACAGCCAGCUACCUAAAACAGGAACAUCCUUUCCUCCUUCUUCCUUUCCACUUUACUCUUCCUUCCUCUCUUUAUCAGUUAGGACGUGUUGAGUUGCUACGAAGACAAAAAGAGACAAAUAGAGAGAAUAGGACAGCGAGUCAUUUGCAAGAAUGGCUUCCAUGUUUGAGCAGUCCGAAAAUGGGACUCUGUUCCUCGGCGGCCAAAAGAUCUCUGGUGCUGAUAUUAGGGAUCAGAAUGUUUCCGCUACCCAAGCUAUUGCGAACGUCGUCAAGAGCUCAUUUGGUCCUAGCGGUCUGGAUAAGAUGAUGGUGGACGACAUUGGAGAUGUCACAGUUACAAAUGACGGUGCUACUAUCCUAAGCUUGUUAGACGUUGAACACCCCGCUGGAAAGAUCCUCGUCGACUUAGCACACCAACAAGAUAAGGAGGUUGGUGACGGUACCACCUCAGUCGUGCUCAUCGCCGCCGAACUUCUACGACGAGCGAACGAGCUGAUGAAGAACCGAAUACAUCCUACUACCAUCAUCACUGGCUACAGACUUGCCCUGAGAGAGGCUAUCAAGUACAUGAGCGAGAAUGUCAGCACCAAGGUGGAGAACCUUGGUCGCGACUCGCUAAUCAGCAUUGCCAAGACGUCUAUGUCUAGCAAGAUCAUUGGGUCCGACUCCGACUUCUUCGCCAACAUGGUUGUUGAUGCUAUACAAGCAGUCAAGACCACCAACAACCGCAGCGAAGUGAAAUAUCCCGUCAAAGCGGUUAAUAUCCUAAAGGCCCACGGAAAGGGUGCACUGGAAUCCAUCCUAGUAAAGGGUUAUGCUCUAAACUGCACUGUGGCGUCGCAGGCUAUGAAGACUCGGGUACAGGAUGCCAAAAUCGCAGUACUUGAUAUGAACCUACAGAAGGAGAGGAUGAAGCUUGGCGUGCAAAUCACGGUCGACGACCCCCAGCAGCUCGAACAGAUUCGCCAGCGGGAGUCAGGGAUGGUGAUUGACAGAGUGGAAAUGAUCCUCAAGGCCGGAGCGAACGUUGUUCUAACAACCAAAGGCAUCGACGAUAUGUGCUUGAAGCUUUUCAUUGAGCAUGGUGCCAUGGCCGUGAGGCGGUGUAAGAAGGAAGAUCUACGACGGAUUGCGAAGGCUACCGGCGCCACUCUGCUUAGCACCCUAUCUGACUUGAACGGUGACGAGCGUUUCGAGCCUUCAUACCUGGGAUCUGCCGAAGAAGUUGUCCAAGAACGCAUUUCCGACGAUGAGUGCAUCUUAGUUAAGGGAACCAAGAUACAUUCAUCUGCGUCGAUAAUUCUUCGUGGACCUAACGACUUCCAACUAGACGAAAUGGAGAGGUCUGUGCACGACUCUCUCUGUGCGGUUAAGCGAACUCUAGAGAGUGGUAGCAUUGUUCCCGGUGGUGGAGCGGUGGAGACGGCUCUACAUAUUUAUUUGGAGGAGUUCGCGGGCACGGUAGGCUCAAGAGAGCAGCUGGCAAUUGGAGAAUUCGCGCAGGCGCUUCUUAUCAUUCCCAAGACCCUAGCCGUCAACGCAGCCAAAGAUGCAAGCGAGCUUGUAGCACAACUACGAUCUCGACACGCACUUUCGCAGAGGACGCAAGAUGGCGAGGCGAACGAGGAUGAGAAGACGGUAGCGAAGAAGAAGAACUACAAGAACUACGGUCUUGACUUGAUGAAGGGCAAGGUGGUGGACGAGGUCAAGGCUGGAGUAUUAGAACCCAGCAUAAGCAAGAUUCGGCAGCUGAAGAGUGCAGUGGAGGCGUGUAUCAGCAUAAUGCGUAUCGAUACGUUGAUCAAGCUGGAUCCGGAAGAGAGGGGGGAGCCAGAUGACGGCCACGGGCACUGAUAGCAAAAUAAAGGAGAACUUGACAGGCGUUCCCGAUCGGAAAAUGGUUCUUGUUGAAGACACAAGUGUUGAUUGCAAUGGCCAAUAAUGCAUAAUGCAGUUUCCCGUCAUUCCAUACCUACCUAACUUUAGGUGUAUAUCUAUGAAUCUAUGUAUGCUGUGGCAAGUGAGUUGAGGUGUAGUUAUCCAAUCGAUCCAAAGACUAAAAUAGGCUUUUGGACCUUGGUCAGCCAAAUGGAUGUAUCGUGGUAGGUUACCAGGGGACCGUGGAUUCAAAGCGGGUUGCGUCGGCAAGGAAAGGAGCCCACCCUCAAGAGACAACCGAAAUCCAGCCGAUCGGGUCCCAUCCGCGUUUUCUGCUUUAAUUCCGCCGUCAUUUAUAACUUU
This is a messenger RNA of Hypoxylon fragiforme, 2364 nucleotides long. Its product is annotated as T-complex protein 1. Gene Ontology annotation, molecular function: ATP-dependent protein folding chaperone; ATP binding; ATP hydrolysis activity. NCBI's taxonomy places the organism in Eukaryota, Fungi, Ascomycota, Sordariomycetes, Xylariales, Hypoxylaceae. Gene Ontology annotation, biological process: protein folding. The record is from RefSeq and is a predicted model, not a curated record. The transcript is spliced from 3 exons. Bases 274 to 1977 code for a protein of 567 amino acids. Gene Ontology annotation, cellular component: chaperonin-containing T-complex.